UGGUCCGGCCAGACACCCGCGUGUGUCCUCCAGCAGCUGCUGUGUUGUUCUCUCUAUUUGUGGAUUAUUAUAGUGUUUUAAGGUUGAUGGUGGCUCCACCAGCAGCCAGACUGACAUAGGCCCGACUGUACUUGUGGGUGGACAAGAGUGUGGGGGUCAUGGAGAGGCAUGGUGCAGCCUAGUGCCUGUAAAAUCCCACCUAGCGCUGAGGUACAGCUAAUAUUGGAUACGAAUCUUCAGGCGGUCUACACAGCGACGGCUGGAUCAAUGGUUAUGGGUCAAGAAACAGAUAUACCAGUUACAGAUGCAGUACAAAAUUCAACAGAUACCUCUGACCCCACAACUGCUACAGACUCUACAGCCACUACUGAAACCACCACCACCACCACCACCACUACCACUACCACCACCACCACCACCCCUGAGCCCACAACCUCUGAAGCCACAACUGAACCUAUAACUACUGAAGUGACUACUACUGAACCUGAGACUACUACUGAACCUCAAACCACUACUGAAAAUCCUACCACACCAUCACCAGAUGCAAAGUACAGUGUGGAAGAGGGAAAUGUCACCUGUAUAAUCAUUGAUGGUGGAAUUUCCUUUACUGUGAAAUAUGCUGAUCGAAAUAAUGUAAGUAGAGUACUCUACAUUCGUAUUACUUAAAGUAUAUUUACUGUUAAUUUUAAGAGCAUAUUUAAAUUAUAAUACUUAAUGGUAAAGGGUAUAAAAUGUAUGAAACUAAUUUACUUCGCAGCUAAUUCUUAUCCUGACCCCUUUUGUCAUCUCCCAUGUAUAUGGGGCUAAAGCAUGGGUUUUAAACAUUGUAGUGAGGAGCUUGAAGGCAGUGGAUAUGUAGUGUCUGAGGGCAGUGUGUGACAUGUAAUGCAGAGAAUUCGCAGUUUGGAGAUUAGAAGGAAAUGAAAGCUUUUAGAGGCUGGUAGCACUUGUUCAUAGAACUAUCAUAUUUUUUUUUCUCCACUUGUGGGGUUUUAUAGGUGUUCAAGUAAUUGGGAUGGCCUAAAUAAUGAUCAGUCAUUACUUAUACAGUGGACCCUCUGGCCACAAAGCUUUCAAGCACGAACAGAUCAGUUCACGACCAAAAAAAGUGCCAAAUUUUUACAUCUGAUCAUGAAAGCAAUCGGGUGCUUGCUGAACAAACAGCCGCGCCAAUUUUCACAUUCCACACCAGUUUUCCCCCACUUGGGAGGUCAGGUCCCUCUCAAAUCCAGCCGUUCUCACUAGUAGAGGUUGUCUAAGUUGAUUGUAGGUCUGUACCAAGAUAUCCUUGUGUUGCAGUGUCUGACAGAUUGAAAUAAAGAUACCUAACUGUUGCAUGUGUCUUACCUAACAACCUGUCGGUAUUUUAUACCAUUUUCAUGUUCAGCUCUAUACAUCACUAGUGAGGCCUCAUUUAGAUUAUGCUGCUCAGUUUUGGUCCCCUUACUACAGGAUGGAUAUAGACUCAUUAGAGAACAUGAAAGUAAAGACACAUGCAACAUCUGGAAAUCUUUAACGUAGACGUUUCGCCAUCCAGUGGCUUUAUCAAUACAAAUUCUAGGACAUAAUUGGAAGACUGUAGAAAUAUAUACAAAAGUUGAGGUAAUCAGUCCCUCAGCCUAGGAGAUAGUGUUCACAGCAUCGUUUAUAUAUUUCUACAGUCUUCCAAUCAUGUCCUAGAAUUUGUAUUGAUAAAGCCACUGGAUGGCGAAACUUCCAAGUUAAAGAUUUCCAGAUGUUGCACAUGUCUUUACUUUCAUAGUGUUGGUAUUUUAUACCUUUCUUGCGCAUUAGAGAACAUACAGAGAAGAAUGACUAAAAUGAUUUACUGUGUAAGGAACCUCCUGUAUGAAGAUACUUAAAGCCUUAAAUCUCCACUCUGGAGAGGCAUAGAAUGAAGGGAGAUAUCAUUGAAGUGUGUAAGUGGAUGACAGGCAUAAACAAGGGAGAGAUUAAUAAAGUACUGAGGGUGUCGAACCCGGUAAGAACCAGAAAUAAUGGAUAUAAGUUGGAUAAAUUUAGAUUUAGAAAGGACAUAGGUAAGUACUGGUUUUCUAACAGAGUUGUAGAUGCGUGGAAGAGUCUUCCCAGUGGGGUGAUAGAGGCUAGGACCUUGGGUAGCUUUAAGAAGACUGGACAAAUAUGAGUGGGAGGGGCUGGGUUUGAUUGGUGUCAUGGGGUACGGGAGUUAUUUCUUGGGUAGCUUUAGGUAGAGGUCGUUUUGAUAAGGACCUGCCUUGUAUGGGCCAGUAGGCCUUCUGCAGUGUUCCUACAUUCUUAUGUUCUUAUAUUCCAUGUUUGUUAUUAAUAUUGUUUAUUAUGUCAUAUUAGUUGAAUUGUGAUAGAUAAAUAAGCAUUAUUAGUGUCAUAUUCUCCAACAGUUAACUUGCCAUCCCUCCCUCGCACAAACAAAUCGCCAGUAAGAACAUAAGAAAGGAGGUACACUGCAGUAGGCCUGCUGGCCCAUACUAGGCAGGUCCUUUACAAUCCUUCCCACUAAGAACAUAAUGGAAGAACACUGCAGGUCUACUGGCCCAUACAAGGCAGGUCCUUAUCAAAAUGACCUCUGCCCACAGCUACCCAAGAAUUUACUCCCGUACCCAAUGACACAAAUCAAACUCUACUCCUCCAACUCGUAUAUUUGUCCAAUCUCUUCUUAAAGCUACCCAAGGUCCUAGCCUCGAUCACCCUACUGAUAAGUGUUGUUAAAUAAGAACUUAAGUUGGAACAGGCCUGCUGGCCCAUACUAGGCCGGUCCUUCACAAAUCCAACCCACUAACGGAACAAAUGCUACCCAAGCAGUAAGCUCGGGUGCAAGUCCGACUCAAAUCCAACCCCUCACUCGUGUAUUUAUCCAACCUAAAUUUGAAACUACCCAAUGUUUUAGCUUCGAUCACCCUACUAGGCAGACCGUUCCACUCAACUACCCCUAGUACCAAUGUUCAUUUAUACAUUUUAUUAGUGCUUUACUUUUAUUUGGAAUUUUUUUCUGCAUGUAAAUCUGUUUAUGCUAGGGAAGUGACCCCUGAAGUGACCUAGAGUCCUUAUGGAGGGGGAUUCCCCUUCCAAACAAUAACCACUCUGCCCUCUCUCCUCCCUGUCUUCCAUUCAUCAACAACAGCCUUCAAUAAAGGUAACUGUCAUGUUGAAUGUUCAUUCUUUUGUGCAUGUAAAUCUUUUAGGUAAAAAAAAUUGUUGAUACUUCUAGGUGUCUGGAACGAAUUAAUUGGAUUUACAUUAUUUCUUAUGGGGAAAAUUGAUUCGAAAAGUCUAUUUCGAUAAUAGUCCCACUUCCAGGAACGGAUUAAGGACGAUAAUUAAGAGACCACUGUAAUUAACCCUUUCAGGGUUUCGGCUGUACUAGUAUGGCUUACGUGCCAGGGUCCUUGACGUACUAGUACUCAUAAAUUCUAGUGCCUUCAAAUCUAGUGAAAGCUGGUAGGCCUACAUAUGAAAGAAUGGGUCUGUGGUCAGUGUGCGGUAUAAAAAAAAAAAAAAAAAAAAAAAAAAAAAAUCCUGCAGCAGUGCGUAAUGAGAAAAAACUGACCAUGUUUUUGGAUUAAAA
Messenger RNA from Cherax quadricarinatus, 3565 nucleotides. NCBI's taxonomy places the organism in Eukaryota, Metazoa, Arthropoda, Malacostraca, Decapoda, Parastacidae. The record is from RefSeq and is a predicted model, not a curated record.